Messenger RNA from Rhodotorula toruloides NP11, 1359 nucleotides. RefSeq names its product alpha/beta hydrolase fold-4 domain containing protein. The record is from RefSeq and is a predicted model, not a curated record. Gene Ontology annotation, molecular function: hydrolase activity. The transcript has 6 exons. NCBI's taxonomy places the organism in Eukaryota, Fungi, Basidiomycota, Microbotryomycetes, Sporidiobolales, Sporidiobolaceae. Bases 1 to 1359 code for a protein of 452 amino acids.
AUGGACAGCUCACGCUCGACGUCCAGCUCGCCCACGAUGGCGUCGCCGCGCCCCUCUGCCGACGCUGCUCCUCGCAAGUCUGCCUCCUCGCCAGACCCGUCUCCCGCGAAUCGACCUGGCGAGAACAGCGUCUCUGCCGAACCAAAGCACAAGACGCGGUCCUCACCCGCCCUCAAACCACCAGUCAGCUAUCUUCGCCUCGUCUGGGAGUUCAUCCUGGUGCUCGCCUUUCUCCCUUUCCACUUCGUCCUCUUCGCCCUCGUUCCUUCAAAGCGAUGGAGACGUUCUUGGACGUUACUCGAAGCAUCGAUGAUGCCAGCCGUCAAGCGCAUCAUGGGCGCGAUGGACUUGUGCGGCUUCAAGAUCUCGGCGAGAAGGACGGACAAGGAGCCGUCGCGCUGGUGGCUCAGGGUACGCUACGGCGUCGAGUUCGAGUGGGUCGAGGGCUUGAGAGGCGACUUCGUACAGGGCGUUGUGGACGACAAGGAGGUUCAGCCGGCCGAACGAGUUGGAAUGUACAGCUGGCGGAGGAAGAAUGCGCCCAGUAGUUCGGCUGGUCACCGUGAAGGGGACGGUUUGGUCGGGCUGUACUUGCAUGGCGGAGCUUAUACGCAUAACUCAGCCCACCCGGGCGCGUCCAGCUCGAGCAUCCCUUCCAAGCUGUUCAAAAAGCAACCUCGCUUCUCCUCGAUGCACACUGCCGAGUACCGCCUCCUUCCCGACUAUCCCGUCCCCGCUGCUCUCCAAGACGCUGCCGCGGUCUACCUCUCCCUCCUCCGUCGCGGCAUCCGAGGCGAACAGAUCGUCCUCCUUGGCGACUCCAGCGGCGGUCAUCUUGCACUCGCCUUGACACGCUGGAUCAAGGAUACGUUUGCGAGUGGCAAGACGAGCGGAGAUGGCUGGACGCUGGAACAGCCGGCUGGACUAGUCCUCUUUUCACCUUGGGCAGAUCCUUCUCACUCCUUUCUCGGCCACACUCCCGACUCUUACAUCCCCCGCAAGAACUCCUGCGACUACCUCUUCGAAGUCGGCGCGUUCCGUCUGCACCUCGUCUCAUCCCUCCUCGGCUCGCACCCCGAAUCCUUCGUCAAGUCGCCCUACAUGUCUCCCGGCGCCGCAGACGUCCCAUCUGGCACGUUUGCUACCUUCCCGCCUUGCUUUGUGCACUACGGGACGGGCGAACGCUGUCAGGAAGAAGGGGAACGGUUGGUAAGGAACUUGAGGCGCGAUGGAGUGAGAGUUGAGGUGGUCGUCACGGAGGAUACGCCGCACGACUUGCUCCUGCUCGAGAUGAUCUGGAACAAGAAGCAGAUCAAGCAGAUCUGGGACGGAGCGGUUGACUUCGUGCAGACGUUAUAG